Molecule: messenger RNA, 1515 nt
Organism: Trichobilharzia regenti
Lineage: Eukaryota; Metazoa; Platyhelminthes; Trematoda; Strigeidida; Schistosomatidae
Source: the annotation of a GenBank genome assembly
AUGAUUCAUUUCACUGACAGAUUUUUGAGUUCUAAUCAGACAUAUAGUGGAACGAUGAGUGCACACUCUUGUUCAUCUAUAUAUGAAUACCUUAAAAAUGUUGGUGUUCAUAUGCUUGACGAACUAUAUACUCAUCCUCCAACAUGUUUAGUUGUCUUCAGGGAAUUACCAGAAUUAUCAAAACAUUUUGUUAUGAGACUUUUAUUUAUUGAACAACCAAUACCAAAGUCUAUUGUCUCUGGAUGGGUUGACAAAAGUUCCAGCACCUUACUGAACGAUGCCUGUAAAGCUUUAACGGACUUAAGAAUUUGGCACUCAGCCGAUACUAAUGUCUCUAGGGGUUCAUGGUCUUUAAACAAAAAAUACCAAGAAUCUAUUCGAAUAUCAUUAUUCGGAGGAGGAAAACCUUUACUUGGUGAUUUAGGUGUUGUGACAAAUGAUAAGUACUCAAAAAGUGUUGAAUUUUUAAAAUCUUAUGCGUCUGAGAGAUGGGAUGCUAUACUUCAUUUUAUGGUAGGCUGUGAAUCAGCAGAGAUUGGAAAUGUUGUCAAAGAUGUACUCUUGCUAUCUAAUUUAAUGAAAUGCGAAAGUAAUGAUACUCCAAUCGGCAUUACAAAGCAUGGAUUUCACUUUCUGUUGAUGAGUAGACAAUCUCAGGUGCUAGUUUUUAUUCUGCAUUAUUUCGACUACUUGAAGGAGAACAGUAAAAACCUGGUUGGCGCUUUACAGUUUGUUUUUCAGCUUAGUUUUUUGUGCCCCACUAAGUGUUAUCCAGUAGACGCAUUGACUACUGCUCAGCAAGAAGUUUUGCAACAUAUGCGUGAACUUGGUCUAGCAUACCAACGAAAGCGCACAGCACUUCAUUUCUAUGUAACCCCUCUUGCUCUUGACGUAGCUGGAGGUCAUACUAAUUUCUUGGAGAGUAAAUCAGGAGGAUGGGGUCCACAAUUGGGUGUCAUUCCGACAGGAGUAUCGAAGUCUAGUUCAUCAGAAACCAAUAAUGUUUUCUCCCAAUUAUCAACGUCUAGUUCUUCUGACGUGGGUUACAUUUUGUUAGAAACUAAUUUCCGACUUUACGCUUAUACGGAUUCACCACUUCGUACAGCUCUUCUUAGUUUAUUCAGUAAAAUACGAGCACGAUUUCCAAAUUUUGUUGUUGCUGAUAUCACCCGUGAUUCAGUUCGUGAAGCAUUGAUUCGAGGUAUAAGUGCAAACCAGAUUUUAUCUUUCCUGACAGCUAAUGCACAUCCAGAUAUGUUGGUCAAGAUGCCUGUCCUACCGCCUACAUUAACAGAUCAAAUUCGUCUAUGGGAAAUGGAACGAAAUCGAUUUGUAUUUCAAGAAGGGUGCCUAUAUGAACAAUUCUCGCGGAAUACGGAUUUUGAAAUGGUUCGAGAUUAUGCCAAAAGUGUUGGAGUUUUACUCUGGGAGAAUCCUGAACGAAGAAUAAUGGUUGUAUCUAAAGCAGGCCAUGAAGAUGUACGGAAAUUUUGGAAAAACAAACGUCCUUCUUAG